Lasiodiplodia theobromae is the source of this 1815-nucleotide messenger RNA. RefSeq names its product Flavin-binding monooxygenase. The transcript has 7 exons. Gene Ontology annotation, molecular function: flavin adenine dinucleotide binding; NADP binding; N,N-dimethylaniline monooxygenase activity. The record is from RefSeq and is a predicted model, not a curated record. NCBI's taxonomy places the organism in Eukaryota, Fungi, Ascomycota, Dothideomycetes, Botryosphaeriales, Botryosphaeriaceae. Bases 1 to 1815 code for a protein of 604 amino acids.
AUGCCCCCCGCCGCAGUCGAAACCAUCCCUCCCGAACCCAUCAAGACCAAGCCCGCCGUCCCAAAUGGCACCGCCACCGCCACCUCCGCCCCCUCCUCGUUCGCUCCCCGCUCCACCCCCUACACCGUCCUCGAGCAACCCAGCCGCACGGGCCGCAAACUGCGCGUCAUCGUCAUCGGCGCCGGCGCCAGCGCGCUCAACUUCGCCCACGACAUCGACACGUCCCCGUCUCUAGACGUCGACCUGGUGUGCUACGAGAAAAACGCCGAGAUAGGCGGGACGUGGUUCGAGAACAAGUACCCGGGCUGCGCGUGCGACAUUCCGUCCGUGCUGUACCAGUAUUCGUGGGCGCCGUCGGCGGAGUGGUCGUCGUAUUACUCGCGAGCCCCGGAGAUCCUAGCGUAUUUUAAGAAGGUCGCGGAGGAUUAUGGGCUGCUGAAGUACGUGCGGCUGAGCCACACGGUCGUCGGCGCGGCGUGGGAUGAGGGCGAGCAGCAGUGGCGCGUGCGGGUCCAGCGCGGCGCGGAUGCGGACGAUGUGAUUGAGGAUAAGGCGCAUGUCCUGGUCAAUGCUAGUGGGGUGUUGAACAAGUGGAAAUGGCCCGCGAUCAAGGGACGGGAGACGUUCAAGGGCCCCAUGCUGCAUAGUGCGGCUUGGGAUGAUCGGAUUGACUUGGCGGGCAAGCGUGUUGCCGUUAUUGGGGGCGGGUCGUCUGCCGUGCAGAUUGUGCCGAAUAUCCAGCCUGCUGUGAAAUCGCUGUCGUGUUUUAUCAGGAGCACAUCUUGGGUCACGGCUGGCUUUGGUCAGAGGUACGCGGGGAAGGAUGGAGCAAACUUCAACUACACGGAAGAGCAGAAGGAAGUUCUUCGGAAGGACCCGAAGAAGUACUUGACUUACAGGAAGACCAUCGAGUCCGAGCUCAACUCCCGUUUCAAGUUCAUCAUUAACGGCUCAAAAGAACAAGCCGAUGCCAGAGCAUUCGCAGAGAAGGAGAUGCGGCGCAAGCUCAGCGCCAAACCAGAGAUCGCAGACAUGAUCGUCCCAACAGACUUCGCAGUCGGCUGCCGCAGGCCCACUCCCGGAAACGGCUACCUCGAGGCGCUCUGCGAAGACAACGUCACCGUCGUCUCGCAAUCCAUCCAUGAAAUCACCGAGAAAGGCAUCAAAACCGCCGACGGCGUCGAGCACGAGUUCGACAUCAUCGUCUGCGCCACCGGCUUCGACGUGUCCUGGCGGCCCAAGUACCCCACCAUCGGCCGCGGCGGCCGCAGUCUCAGCGAAGAGUGGAAGGACAUCCCCAACACCUACUUAUCCAUAUCCGUCCCGCACUUCCCCAACUACCUGAUCUUCAACGGCCCCUUCGGCCCCUACGGCCACGGCAGCUUCCUGCCCAUCACCGAAGUCCUCUCGCGGCACUUCAUCCAGAUGCUAGAGAAGAUGUCGAUCGAGUACCUGACGUCCUUCGCGCCGACGGAAGCCGCGGUGGCCGACUUCGCCGAGCACAGACGCGUCUUCCUGCCGCGCACGGCGUGGACGUCGCCGUGCCGGUCGUGGUUCAAGCAGGGCACCGUCGACGGCGAGGUCAUGAUGUGGCCGGGGUCGCGGACGCACUUCUUCGAGAGCAUGAAGGCGCCGCGCUGGGAGGACUACGAGCUGAAGUACGCGGACCGGAACAGGUUUUAUUAUCUCGGAAACGGCUUUGCGGCGAGGGAGGUGGAUGGGAGGGAUAUUACGUGGUAUUUGGGCUUGUUGGAUUGUGGGGAUGUGCAGCCGCAGUUUUCGGAUGAUGAUAUUCGGAUAUUUAUGGCGCAGUAG